This is a messenger RNA of Anneissia japonica, 1250 nucleotides long. RefSeq lists its product as uncharacterized. NCBI's taxonomy places the organism in Eukaryota, Metazoa, Echinodermata, Crinoidea, Comatulida, Comatulidae. The transcript is spliced from 3 exons. The record is from RefSeq and is a predicted model, not a curated record. The coding region runs from base 424 to 963 and encodes 179 amino acids.
GUUCCACUUUUGACCCUGAGUUGUGCUUCGCACUCGCCGCUGAGGGCGGCGUUCCGGGGAACCUGCGUCAAGAAUAUUUUUCGAACGAUGUGUGAGGCAUAAGACAUGUUGAUCAAGAUUUAAACACUGUAUCUACAUUUUUGAAUUUUAUUUUGUCGUUGUCCAUUGUUUGUUUGUUUUAUUGGUUUUUCUACACACAACAUUAAAAGUACAGUGAAUGCAAACUUAAAUUACAAUAUUGAAUAUUUCAUUCAAUUCAUACAUUGUCAGUAAACUUAAGCCGAGUUAUCACUCCAGGUCAAGGUCCAGUCUGUAAUCUACGUCGACUCGUUUGUUUGUCCUGCUCGUAUGUAAUGAUUACGGUAUAUUAAAAUUCGGCCUACAAUCCGAUUUUAAAGACUUAGCGCUACGGUAUAGACGGUCAUGUCUCCACUCUGGACUUCCGCUAUAUGUCUUGUUGCGAUUGUUCUCUACCAAGCCACUACACCAAUAACAGUUAACAUUUUCUCCGAGGUGGCCAUCGCUGCUGAUAAGGUGCGCAUCUUCAAAUUCUUGAGUAACCUGACCAAGGUACUAGAACAGGGGCCGAUCAGAGUGAAAAUAAUUGGCACAUUUGAAGAGGAAGGCGUUACAAUGGACUAUUACAAAAUGGUUAAUGACAUACCAAUACUUGGCUCAUUUUCAUUUUCAACCUAUUAUGAUGCUUUUCUUUGUAAAUUUCCAAAAAACUUUACAAUAUCAACAAAAUUUGAAACCAAUUUCGCUAUAAUGCGGGGAAAGACAACUUGGACAUUGCAUAACACAAACAAAGAUGGGAAUGAUAUGGUCACUAAACUCAAAGAACAAUUCACAGCCACUUGUCCAUGGAUCUUUAGCCACAUUACGGAGACAGUUGCUCGUGAGGAACAUCGGCACACCCUGGAGUCUAUCAAGGAACGAAUGGAAGCUGAAGGGCAUGGUUGAAUUAGCAACAUACCAUUACAAAUUUAGCCAAGCCGUAUUAAUGCCUCCUAUUAUAAAUAUUAUCACAGCUCUCAACAAAUGUUGUCCUGUAAAUAAAUGCAUUUUGUAAUAAAAUUCUUCUAACGGGAUUCGAACCUGCGACCUUUCGCUGUCAAGGCGAGCGUCAUAACCAUUAGACCACAGAGGCUUCUUGGUUGAACAAAUAUUCAAAUAACUGGAUGCUACAUUGUAUUACACAAUGAUGGUGCACCUCGGGAGGGCGUUAAGUACGACUGGAAAUAAAUAGU